Rotaria socialis is the source of this 987-nucleotide messenger RNA. NCBI's taxonomy places the organism in Eukaryota, Metazoa, Rotifera, Eurotatoria, Philodinida, Philodinidae. The record is from the annotation of a GenBank genome assembly.
AUGAAUGUUAUAUUUGAAUCACAAAUUGGAGAAAUUAAGUCGGGUUCAUUAACAUCAAAUUUUACGCGAUCGGAAUUUAUGUCGCUUGCCCAGAGAUUAUUCGGAUCAAUAAACGGCAUGAAAUUUUUAAUUAAAGGCAAACAAAUCAAACUAGAAAAUGAUAAUGACUUCAAUCGUUACAAAAAUUAUUUUUCUAAUGAUUGUGUUAUCAAAACGGCUAAAGCAAUGAUUUCUGGUUAUCCACCACUUAAUCAACUGAUUAGUGAAAUUUCUCUAGAAGCUGCAGCAGCGUUCAGCACAGUAAAUAAAACUAGUAGCAAUGUUCAAUGCUCGACCUGCAUGGAAUCAAAACUAUGUAUUCAAUUCAGCUGUUCUGAAUGCUCAAAAUCGAACAUUCUAUGUGCUACAUGUGCCUACCGAAACUUUAAAACAAAUGAUUUGACUUUCAUGUGUAUAUCAUGUAACAAAAAGGUUGACUACAAUCGUAUUUUUACUAAUUCACAAUCGUUUAAAAGAAAAUAUUCUACUUUGCAAGAUAUGUAUGAUAUGUGCAGGAAUAUUGAUUGCCAAAUUUGUCGUUGUGGUGAAUUCCAUGUAAAUGAGACUCUGUUUAGCAAGCAAAGUUGUUCACGAUGUGCCCGAUGGUUUUGUUUUUUUUGCAACAAGACAUGGGACGAUACUCUGAUGACUAACAAUAAAUACACAUGUCACAAUAACUGUACUUAUGAAAAUGCUACAACCUACGAAGAAGUUCCAAUCAAUCAUAGUACCAAAAUUCGAGAAACACUGCCGAAUCGUCGAACGUGUCCUGAGUGUAAAACCCUCGGUUGUUAUGGAGGCGCUUCCAAAAUGCACACUUGUCUGAAUUGCAGACAUCAAUUUUGUUUCAUAUGUUUGCGACCACAAUCUAAGUGUUCAUACAAUUCGGACAAGGAAUGCAAACUUCUUUCGCAAACAUACGGUAUAUUUCCGAAAUCAACAGAUUAA